Molecule: messenger RNA, 2547 nt
Organism: Lodderomyces elongisporus
Lineage: Eukaryota; Fungi; Ascomycota; Pichiomycetes; Serinales; Debaryomycetaceae
Gene: NAG6
Product: dynamin-like GTPase
Exons: 1
Coding region: 1-2547 (848 amino acids)
Biological process (GO): endoplasmic reticulum membrane fusion
Cellular component (GO): endoplasmic reticulum
Molecular function (GO): GTP binding; GTPase activity
Source: RefSeq, a predicted model, not a curated record
AUGAGCAGUGGCGAACCUUUAUCAGAGACAUCGUCGUCUUCUUCAUCAUUUGUGCCAGUCGACCAGGUUCACUUGCAAGAUGCAAUACAGGUGAUUGACGAGAACAAACAUUUCAACAAGGAUAUACUUGGCUAUAUCAACAAGACAUGUCCACCCAAUAUUGGCCACAACUAUCACAUUGUGGCAGUGUUUGGCUCGCAAUCCACUGGUAAAUCUACAUUGUUAAACAGGUUAUUCAAUACCAACUUUGAUGUAAUGAAUGAGCAAAGUCGUCAGCAAACUACAAAGGGAAUCUGGUUGGCUCAAUCACCCGUUUUAUCUACUUCUCAUGGCCACGGUGCGAGUAAAUCGAGUAUCUUGGUGAUGGAUGUCGAAGGUACAGAUGGCCGUGAAAGAGGCGAGGACCAGGAUUUUGAAAGAAAAGCAGCAUUGUUUGCAUUGUCGACUUCGGAGGUAUUAAUUCUCAAUAUAUGGGAGACCCAAGUAGGAUUGUAUCAAGGUGCCAACAUGGGAUUGCUCAAAACCGUGUUUGAAGUCAAUUUGACUCUUUUUGGCAAGAGCAAGUUGGAAUCGAAAAACAAUUUGCAGUCAAAGAGCAGCCACAAGGUUUUGUUGCUCGUGGUGAUUAGAGACCAUGUGGGAAACACCCCGGUUGAGAAUUUGGCCUCUACAAUCACAAUCGAUUUGAAAAAAAUGUGGGAUUCGCUUCUGAAACCCACCGAAUUGAAGGAAUUGGCUUUUGAGGAUUUCUUUGACCUUGAUUUCCAUGCAUUGAACCACAAGAUCUUACAACCCAAGGAGUUUACUGCUGGUGUUGGUAGAUUGGGUGAUAGAUUAGUUGUUGAAAAUGACAUCUUUAAACCAGAAUACCACCACAAUAUUCCAAUUGAUGGGUGGACAUUGUAUGCGGAAAAGUGUUGGGAGCAAAUCGAAACCAAUAAGGAUUUGGACUUGCCAACACAGCAAAUUUUGGUUGCGCAAUUCAAGUGUGACGAAGUAGUAGACACUGUUUUUAAAGAGUUUUCCAACAAGUUCAAGGAGUUAUUUGCAGUGAUUGAAGAAUCACCCGACUAUGAAAAUGUUGGUGCUCUAUUCAGUGAUUUAAAGAGUGAAGUUUUGGAGGAUUACGACCAAGUUGCAGCAAAAUACAACCAGUCAGUGUAUUUACAAAAGAGACAAAAACUUGAUGAUCUUGUUAACACUAAAUUGAAAGAAGUGUUUGACGUACACGCCAAGAACUUGUUGCAACAUUCACUCACCAAAUACAAGAAAGAUCUUGUGGCAUUGAAGGGCAAGGAUUUUGCAGCAAGAUCAAAGUCGUUGUCAGAUGAAGCGUUGGAACUUGUAAUGUUGAAUUUGAGCCACAUUUCAUUGAGUGGUGCAUUUGCCACAGAAAUUUUACUUCACCAGUUUGCAUCCGAUAUAAAAGCUAUUACUUCUCAACAACAAUUUAUCGAGCUCAAUAAUAUUGUUUCCAAGGCAGUUAAGAAAUUGUCGCAAAGCUUGUCGAAACUGAUGCAGCUUCAAUUAAAUGACCCAACCGAAAAGACGUGGGAUAAUAUUCUUUACAAUUUCCACCAACUUCAAAAGGAGUUUACUAGCAAGCACAAUGGAGAUUUUGGCCUCAACACAACAGAAGCUGAGAAUGAGAAUGCAUUUGCCAAGUUUAAAUUCCAAUCAUGGGAUGCAUUUUAUCAAUUGAUUCAUAAACUGAUUACCAAGGAAAAAGUUUUGCAGCAACUUCAAACAAGAUUUGAUGAUAAGUUUAGGUAUGAUGUUAAUGGCUUGCCAAAAUUGUACCAAAACUCGCGUGAAUUAGAAGAAUCCUUUGCUGUUGCUAAAGAACACGCUCUUGGAGUAUUGCCUAUUUUGACGAUUGCCAAGCUCAGUGACGAUUCUGAGAUUAUCCCCGAUGUUGAUAUUUUUAACAAGCUGUUGAGAGUUAAAUACUCAGCUAGUAAUCGUGUUGGAAACUAUAAUGAAGAAGGAGGAGAAGAAGAAGAAGACGAAGACGAAGAUGAAGAUGAUGAUGAUGUUGCACUGAAUGGCUUUGCUGACAUUAUCAAUGAAGUUGAGAAGGCAGAAAUUAUGGCCAAGUUUAGAAAAGAGAUUGAUGCGAAAUUCAUGGAAACAAAACGUUCAAUUGUUCAGCAUGUCACGCAAAUUCCAUACUAUAUUUACAUUAUAAUUCUUUUGUUGGGCUGGAAUGAAUUUAUGGCAGUUGUGAGAAACCCAUUUACAUUUUCACUUGCAAUUAUUUUGGGUGCUUCAUUAUACAUUUUGUACACUAUGAAUUUGUUGAAACCCGCAUUGACUGUGACACAACGACUUGUUGAUGAAGUUAUUGCUGUUGGUAAAGAAAAGCUUAGAGAAGUGUUGAUUGACGAUCACCACAUCCAAGCACACAAUUUGGAUAAAAUGACAGGGAAAGUGAAGGUGGGCAUACACGAGGAAAAUGCAAAAGAAGAUGAAGACGCAACUGAUUUUUUAAAACCUAAACCAACACAAGUAGAUGUGACUUCUCGAAAUGUUGUGGAGGAAGAAUAA